Molecule: messenger RNA, 3700 nt
Organism: Schizophyllum commune H4-8
Lineage: Eukaryota; Fungi; Basidiomycota; Agaricomycetes; Agaricales; Schizophyllaceae
Exons: 8
Coding region: 17-3472 (1151 amino acids)
Molecular function (GO): protein binding
Source: RefSeq, a predicted model, not a curated record
CUCCUCCUCCCCCGUCAUGGCGCUCGCGAAGGACAAGCACUACUGGGGUCAACUCCGCGCGGCGCUGACGGCUGGGCACUGGGACUCGCAGCUCCCAGCAAAGGCUCCGAAUGCGACUCCGCUGUCCUGGUCGGAGCUCUUCCGCAAGUUCAACAAGCACUGCACCGGGCACGUUGACGUCGCGGAGGUCGCAUCGCAAACUCAUGCUCUCGCUCUCCUUUUAUUUGUGACGAAGAAGCAAGAGAUUACCGAACGCACCUCUGUCCCUCCUCUUCCGAUCGACACCAAUGGAGAGUGCGUACUGCCGGAGGAACGGCGCGACGAGGCCAAGCAGGGAUUCGACGUGCUCAAGAACCUGCGAAGCCAGAAUACCAAUAUGAUGAACCACGCACUUGCCUACUAUGCAUACGCGCUUGGCGACUCGGCAGGAUGCAUUGCAUACCUUGAAAGGAUACCCGAUAUAGGCUCCCUGCAAAGCUCCAUUCCUUCCAGCCGCCCAGACUCCCUCGGCGCAACCCUCCAGGUACCUGGAGGCUCCUACGAGCCUUCUACUUCCUCUGUGCAUAGUAGCUUCGCUUCUAACCUGUCGAUCCUUCCACCUGAUAUUCAGGAUGGCCGUGCAUGGGCCAUGACAGAAGCCAUGCGCAGUAUAUGCCUGAAAGGCAUGUCAUACGAGAACCUACACCCAGACGAAUACCGAUCCGCGCUCGAGCAAUACGCCGAGGCACUACCCAUCCUGUCCUUCAUCAAGACCGAACUUACCCUCACCUCCACGCCAUCUGCGACUGGCGCGAUCGACUUCUCUUCCUUCACCCGGUACCGCGAGCUGUGGCGCUGGGUGGACAGGUUGCUCUGGCGCGCGAUCGUGCUAGCAUCCCGGUGUUGCGAUGUGUUCGAUGACGAUACCACGAGAGUCGACUCGCUAUGGACAUGGCUUGCCCACUACAGUGCUUUAAGCACCUACUGGCCUCCCGACUUCCAUUGCGAGCUGCGCUCGACGGUGUGCGUCCUCCAUCUACGGGCCUUAGUGCUUCGACAUGGCCACGCGCCGGACGAGUCUGCCAUCUCGUCUUCGGCAACCGCUACUACUUCGAAGCCACCUCCAUGGGUUCAUGCCGCUCGUGUCGUCACCCAAGAGUACCAUGCCAUCCUCACCGCAUCAUCCACCUUCCCACGUGCCGGUGAACGAAACAAGCGAGUGGAGGACUUCGUCGAUCUCUGCGUCGCGGUCUGGGAGACGGGAGGCGCAUUCGGCGAACAUGCUGGUUGGGUCAUCGAUAUCUUGUGGUGGGCGACGCGCCUGACCUUCAACUCGUAUCGAAUAUAUCGCCACAUGACGCGUCUCUUCUACGUCUCGGGCGACCCUCAGUUGGCGAAGCGGACGUUGCGGUUGUACGUCCAGGUUGUCAGCAAGGCGCAUCUAGCCAGUGACGCUGGCGUAGGCGCGGAUGCGGACACGGACCAGCACUGGGUGGACACCCUCGCCUCCGGCGCGCGCAUGCUCUGCAACCUCGCUUCAUCUCUUCCAGGAAUUGAUGGAAUCGAAAUGGUUCGCGAGGCGGGCACGUACGUCGAGCAGGCGAAGACCAGACUCCCUGCCGAGGAUGUCGAACUCGCCGCAAAAGUCGCCCUCGCCGAAGGCAUCUACCACCAAGUCCUGGCCCUGAAAGAGCAGAACCCCCACUUCCGCCCCGAGCGCUUCGCUCAGGCGCGCAAGGCCUUCAUGAAGUCCGUCGAGCUGCACGGCACGCCCGCCGGCUUCUUCCAUCUCGCCGUGGCGCUCGCAUGCCCAAGCGAGGACCAGGACCUGGAUACCGCGAUCUCGUACACCGCAUUCGCAAUGGAGGGCGACCCCAAGGAAAUCCGGUACUGGCAUCUCAUGGCUCUGUUGCUCUCGGCGAAGGAGCAGUGGCAGGCCGCGCGCGCGAUCGUCGACCAGGCGGAGCAGAUCGGCGAGCCUGAACCCGAGCCCGUUGACGGCCUCACACCGAUUGCGGAGGCGCCGACUGUCGAGGAUGGUGAGGCCGUCGAUGGGUUGCCUGCGUCUUCGGAACCCCGCCCUUCGGACAAGAAGGCCGUGUAUGUGCUGGGCAAUGAGGGCGAGGUACCGCCGUCGGAUGACUUGCUGAAGCCCGCACUCGACCAUCCUCCGCCGUCGCAGCAAGACCUCUUUGAGCAUGCCCUGCAGCUCCGCAUGACGCAGAUAGCGUUGACGGAAUACAUGGAGGGGCCGGAGGGUGCGGCCGAGCAGGGCGUCGAGGUGUUCCAGUGGGUCGCUGAGAAGCGCAGCGGGUCGACUGAGCAACAACGACGGUCCUCUACUGAUGCUCGCCGAUCCCAAGACCUUCACUCAACCACAGGCAUGUCAGCCUCCGGCAGCCGCAGUACCCAUCAUACGGAGAAGGUGGCCAGUCAACAGGCCAACGGCACCAGCGGAGGCGAAGACCAGCUCACGCCCCGACCACCUGCAAUCGCCGUAACCGUAUCCCCCGCCACGCCCAUCGAGCCCUCACAAUCGUUCUUCGCCGAGCAAGAGAAGCUUGCAACGGACGACCCGCACCCCGACCGCCUGUCAGACAGCGGGCGGCGGUCCAUCUCGGGGAGCUCGCAGCACGACCGCUCGCGCCACAAGCGUAUGCAGCAGAAGCUGAAGGACCGCGUCCACCAGGGGCACGCGCGCAUCAGCAGCAUCUCGAAGAAGAUCGGAAGCGGCGUCGCGCGGAAUGGCAGUCUGAAGCGGUCAAGGUCUGCGCCUGACUUCGACAGCAUGCUCCGCCCCUCGGCCUACCAAGCCUCCUCCAUCCACUCCCGUCGGCGUCUAAGCGCCGUCACCUCCAUGUCCGACCUGCACGACACGGACGCGCAGACCCCUCCCCCGCCCGCCCUGCCGCCCAUCGAGGCCAGCAGCAGCGUGAACAGCCGCGCCACGCGGGAGCGCCGGCUGCUCAGCGACCUGUGGCUAAUGUCCGCCGCGACCUUCCGCCGGCUGGACAAGAUCGAGCAGGCGCGGGGCGCGAUCCAGGAGGCAGAGGUCCGCGACGAGAAUAACCCCGCUGUGUGGGUGCAGCUCGGCCUCUACUACAUCGCCCUCGGGCGGACGCGCGCCGCGAUCGAAGCACUCCAAAAAGCCCUCUUCAUCUCCCCCGACGACGUCCCUGCGUCCAUCCACCUCUGCCGCCUGUACCUCGCUGAGGGGGGCUCGCAUGACGCCGUCUCCGAGGGCGGUCCUCAUACCCAGGACAGCGUCGACCCCCACCACCACCACGACACCGUCGACCUCGCCGCUGGCAUCCUCACGCGCCUCUCGAAGACCGCCGGCUGGGACGUGCCCGAGGUCUGGUUCUACCUCGCGCGUGCGGCGGGGUACCAGGGGCAGAAGGCGAGGCAGAGGGAGUGCCUUAGCAAGGCGCUGAGGCUGUCGGAGAAGCGGGGCGUCAGGGAGAUCGGGGCGGCGAUUGGGUGGUGCUUGUAGGAGGGUGGUUGUGAGUGGGUGGGAGUGCAGGUAUGGGGAGGACGCAAUGCGCAUGGUGCAGCUGCGAUGAAAAGGGAAAGUCGCAGGCUUGAGGAUACCCAAGCAAGUUCGUUCUGGAGCAAUAGCAUAGUGGAUUCAUAUUCAUUGACACCGCUACAUCUACAGAAGCUACACAUAAUCAUUAGACAAAUGAAGACGAUAAUACUUCACUGGGGUGUGAAGGAAGGA